Messenger RNA from Uncinocarpus reesii 1704, 465 nucleotides. RefSeq lists its product as uncharacterized. The record is from RefSeq and is a predicted model, not a curated record. Bases 1 to 465 code for a protein of 154 amino acids. The transcript is spliced from 2 exons. NCBI's taxonomy places the organism in Eukaryota, Fungi, Ascomycota, Eurotiomycetes, Onygenales, Onygenaceae.
AUGGCAAAUCCAAACGCCAACCCGCUCAACUGGACCUUGCGCUUCAAAAACCACAAGCUCACUGUCGUUUUGCUCGUGUUUCCCUUAGAAUCAUUUACGAACAUCAAAAAAAUGUUGCUCGAGGCCCUCAAGGCACGCGGUAUUACGGAGAUAAAUGGCGUUCAAGUCCCUGAAGACUCUUCCGAGAUAGAGCUCGGUAUCCCAGUUGACAGAAAUAAUCUGGAAAAAGGCUGGGUUCCAUUGGAAAUCUCCCCUCCAUCCGAAGGAGCAAAACGAGACGCUACCGGAACGAAGAAGACUGUGUACGGUGAUAAUCCGCAGGACGCUGAUUUGCGCGACUCCCAAGCUUUGGCGUUCAGGUUCCGUACGAAAGAAAACAACGAUGUGACAGAUAUGGAUAUUGAUGGCUUGGGGUGGGAUGUCUUGAUUCCUGCCUACGACGAUGAUGAUAAGGACGAGAGAUGA